GCAGUACGUGAGGGAUGCUGUGGUGGGCAGCAUGGGGCUGAAGCCAACGGGCAGGCUCUGCAGUGUCACCAAGGCCCGGGGGCUGCGGGCCUGCAGAGGGAAGUUAAGAGACACCAUUCUGGACUGGGAGGACUCCCUGCCCGACCGGGACCUCACGCUGGCAGACGAAGCCUGCAGGAAAGCUGAUCUCUCUGUCACCCUGGGGACCUCGCUGCAGAUCAAACCCAGUGGCAACCUCCCGCUGAUCACCAAGAAGAGAGGAGGGAAGCUGGUCAUAGUCAACCUGCAGGCAACCAAACACGACCGCCAGGCCGACCUGCGCAUCCACGCCUACGUCGACGACGUCAUGACGAAGCUGAUGAAGCUCUUGGGGCUGGAGGUCCCGGAGUGGACGGGGCCCGUGGUGGUGGAACACGCCGAGCUGGCCAAGCCCGAGCAGCAAUUCAGACUGGACGUGGGGGGUCACGGGCCACGGAAGGAGGAGCCCCUGCCCCGGCACAACGGCACCGCCCCGCUGAAGCAGGAGUGUCCCAGCCCGGACACGGGGCCGGGCAGGGUGAAGAAGAUGAAG
This is a messenger RNA of Merops nubicus (carmine bee-eater), 571 nucleotides long. RefSeq names its product sirtuin 6 (gene SIRT6). The record is from RefSeq and is a predicted model, not a curated record. The transcript is spliced from 4 exons. Lineage: Eukaryota; Metazoa; Chordata; Aves; Coraciiformes; Meropidae. The annotation marks the transcript as partial.